Hevea brasiliensis (rubber tree) is the source of this 1509-nucleotide messenger RNA. RefSeq lists its product as uncharacterized. NCBI's taxonomy places the organism in Eukaryota, Viridiplantae, Streptophyta, Magnoliopsida, Malpighiales, Euphorbiaceae. The transcript is spliced from 6 exons. The record is from RefSeq and is a predicted model, not a curated record. The coding region runs from base 1 to 1509 and encodes 502 amino acids.
AUGGCUCAUUUAUUGAAAAUCACUGGAAAAGGGAUUGGUAUGUGUAAAAAAGUGAUGAAUGAUAGUAUUUCUGAAAUGAGGAAACAGGAGGAUAAGGCAACAAACAGAAUUACCCAUUCACAACCUAGAGCUUUUGACUUGCAAACUAUAGCUCAAUUAGAUGCAGAAAUUGCUAGAAUGUUCUACGCUAAGGGUCUACCUUUUAAUUUUGCUAGAAAUCCUUAUUAUGUGAGUUCUUAUUCUUUUGUUGCUAAUCAUGUUUUGGGUGGUUAUGUGCCGCUUGGUUAUAACAAAUUGAGAACCACAUUACUUCAGCAAGAAAAAGCAAAUGUAGAGAGGUUGCUUGAACCAAUUAAAAGCACUUGGUUAGAAAAGGGUGUCAUUAUUGUGAGUGAUGGAUGGAGUGGUUCCCAGAGGAGGCUUUUCAUUAAUUUUAUGGUUGUUUCUGAGUCUGGCCCCAUGUUUAUCAAAUCUGUAGAUUGUUCUAGUAAAGUGAAAGAUAAGCAAUUUAUUGCUAAUUUGCUAAAAGAAGUAAUUGAUGAGGUGGGUCAUCAAAAAGUGGUACAAGUCAUUACUGAUAAUGCUUCAAAUUGUAAAGCAAAAAAUUUGGAAACUAAUCAAGAAACUUAUGAUGUGUGUCACUGGAUCACUGAAAUCUAUGGAGAUGCUUUGCAAAUAAAAAAUUUUAUAAUGAAUCAUUCCAUGAGGCUUGCAAUUUAUAAUCGAUUUAGCCCUUUGAAAUUGCUUUCAGUUGCUGACACUCAUUUUGCUUCUAUUGUUGUGAUGCUUAAAAGAUUUAAACUUAUUAAGCGUGCUUUAGAAGCAAUGGUUAUGAGUGAUCAAUGGGCACAAUACCGAGAAUAUGACCAAGGCAAAGCUAGAUUUGUUCGUAAUAAAGUGGUAGAUGAGGAUUGUUGGGAAAAGGUUGAUUACAUUCUUGCUUUUACUGGGCCCAUUUAUGACAUGAUCAGAGUUUGUGACACAUACAAACCAUGCCUGCAUUUGGUUUAUGAGUUGUGGGAUUCUAUAAUUGAAAAUGUGAAGCAAGUUAUUUUUUAUCAUGAAGGAAAGCAAGCAGAUGGGUUUUUUCCUUUCUAUUAUGUGGUUCAUCGAAUUCUUGUUGAUCGUUGGGCAAAGAGCAACACUCCUCUUCAUUGUUUGGCUCAUUCAUUAAAUCCAAGUGAAAAAUGGCUUCAAGAGGGAGAAGGGAGAGUGCCUCCUCAUAUGGAUGGAGAAAUCCUAGGAAAUAGUGGGCAUGUUUUGGUUCCAAUGCACCUUUACUUCAAAGGUUGGCUUUUAAAAUGCUUGGACAACCUACUUCCUCCUCUUGUUGUGAAAGAAAUUGGAGAUGUUAGUGGCGAUCAAUUUGGGAGUAUGGAAGAUGUGGGAGUUCUUGAAUUUGCUAACCUUUCAUUGGAUGAACCAGAGUUAGAGUCUAUUUUAUUUGAUGAAAAUGCAACUACAAGCAUGGAGAAGGAGAAAGACAGUAAAGUUGAAAAAAUGUCAUAA